AGCUCUAAGUUGAUGUGUGAAGAUCCAGAUUGUUGGAUUACUCGACUCCCUCUGACCUCUGACCCCUCAGCUGCCAACUGUAGCAUCUACAGCCGAGGCGACCGGUUGUUCUGUAAGGUGACCAGGGAGCUGGCGGCGGGCGAAGGCCUCCUGGCGUCCCUGUCUCCUCCUCCUCCCGGCUCCCCCUCCUCCCCUCCUCUGGCCCAGCUCUCUCCUCCGCUCGGCCACGUUACCCAGAAUCAACCUGCGGUGAAGGAGGAGCCACCGUACCCGGCGACGCUGCGCUCCGACAUUCAGCUCCUCCCACAGCAAGCUGGCAUGGCCGCCAUCUUGGCCACUGCCGUUGUCAAUAAGGACAUUUUCCCGUGUAAGGACUGUGGCAUCUGGUACCGCAGUGAGAGGAACCUGCAGGCUCACCUCAUGUAUUACUGUGCCAGCCGUCAGAAGCAGCCGGCUGCAGCCUCGUCACCUCCGCAAGACAAGCCCAAGGAGUCGUACCCCAACGAACGCGUCUGCCCCUUCCCACAAUGCAACAAGAGCUGCCCCAGCGCCAGCUCUCUGGAGAUCCACAUGCGCACACACAGCGGUGAACGUCCUUUCGUCUGUCUCAUCUGCCUCUCAGCCUUCACCACUAAAGCAAACUGUGAGCGCCACCUUAAGGUGCACACAGACACGCUGAACGGCUUGUGUCAUGGCUGCGGCUUUGUCUCCACCACGAGGGACAUCCUCUACAGCCACCUGGUCACCAGCCACAUGGUGUGUCAGCCCGGGUCUCGCAGCGAGGUCUACUCCCCAGGGCCGGGACUUCCCAAGCUGCCCCUGUCCACGGGUCUCAGUCCAGGAGACUCCGGAGUGGUGCUGAAGUGUCAAGUGUGCGGCCACAACUCUGACUCUCCCGCCCAGCUUCAGCAGCACGUACGAACCCACCUCGAGGUCAGGGUCCCGGCCGAGAGGAGCCCCACCCCUCGCCAAAUCACCCCAUCGUUAGUCGACGCCCCUCAGCUCCAGCUGUCUCCAAACGAAAGGGAGCCACUAGCCUGUGUCCCUAAACCGGACUCAUCCAGCCCGGGCGCUAACGGCAGCUCAGCCACUCCCCGGAACUACAGUCCUCCUGCUGCAGCAAUCACUGAGCUGAAGAUAAAGGAGGAGCCGCAUUCAGACUCAGAGAUCCAACAAAUGGAGAUCACGGAGGAUGGAGAGGAGGAGGAGGAGGAGGCUGAUGGAGAGGGGGGGAACCGAGAAGACAUAAGGAAAACGACAGAGGGACACAUCGCCACUUCAUCUAGUCAGACGUCAGGCUCUCCGAAGAGUCCAGCCACCACCACCGUGAAGGCGGAACCAACGAGCCCCACUCCUGGUUCCAGCCCUGCGCCUGUAGGAGGUGCAGAGUCGGUUCUUCCCGGAGGAGCAAUGUUCUUGCCACAGUACAUGUUUAACCCUGAGGCGGCCAUUUUGCCCCAGGCCUCGGAAAUACUGGCAAAAAUGUCUGAGAUGGUCCACAGUCGUCUGAAACAGGGACAGCCGGCUCCUCAGAACAGCCCAGCAGCGUUUUUCCCUGCUGGUCCGACCGCAUCCACAGCCGCAGCCACUCCUCCUCACAAAGGAGCCACCUGCUUUGAGUGCGACAUCACCUUCAACAACAUCAACAACUUCUAUGCACACAAGAGGCUUUACUGCUCCAGCAGGCACCAAGCAGAAGGAGCCACCUCAGAUUCAGGCCCUGGAUUGACGAGGGAUGCAACCUCAGCCUCGGUGCCUUCGAGUGGAGCGCAUGGCUCCUCCGCCUCCCCUCAGGGCGGAGCAGCAAGUAGAGCUGCCUCGGCUUCUCCUGCGAACUCUGACUCUCCUGCUGGAGCGACAGAAACCAGGAGAGUGUUGGCGGUGAAGAUAGAAACUCCUGCAGUGAGAGAGGGAAUAUCAUCUUCUUCUGAAGGGGAAGGUGGGGCUACAAGUGCGGGAGGAGGGGGCGUAGGAGGAAGAGCAAGCGAAGGCAGCCAGAGUCCAGCGAGCGGUUCUGCCGAGGACCUGGAAGAUGAUCCCAACAGAACCUUCUGCGUGGCCUGCAACAUCCGCUUCAGCCGUCAUGAGAACUACACUGUUCACAAACGCUUCUACUGCGCGUCUCGCCACGACCCAUCCAACCACCGAUCCGUACACAUGGCCAAGGCGACCAGCGGAGCAGCCUUCCACCCUCAGCCCAUUCGCACACGUAAGAGGAAGAAGAUGUACGAGAUCCACAUGGCAAGAACUGAAGCUUUAGCUAAUGCUGCAGCUGCCGCCGCAGCUGCCGCUGCUUCUGCUGCUGCCUCUGCUCCAUCUCCCUCCGUUCUGGGCUUGGCAGUGAAGCAGGAAGUUUCUCCCAGUGCGGCGGGCAGCUCCAGCCCUGAAGGAGACGGCCCAAUGGACCUCAGCAAGAGGCCCCGCCUGAGAGAUGUUCCGCGGCACAGCAGCAGCAGCAUCCUUCCUGCCCUGCCUCUCACAGACUAUCACAAGUGCACCGCCUGCAGCAUCAGCUUCAACAGCAUCGAGAACUACCUGGCUCAUAAAACCUACUACUGCCCCGCCACCACACUCCAGCCCCACACCUUGGAGCAGCUUCACAGGCUCAAGAGAUCCGCCUCUACCUCUCCCAAAAGCAGGCCUCAGCAGGAGCGGCCGGAUCUUCUGCACCCUAUGGAGGCGAAGGCUCUCCCCGCCGAGUGGGUCGCUCAGACUCGAGGCUCAUCGUCCAGCCCUCAUCCGUCUGCCUUACCUGCCUCUGACGCCACAUCUCCUCCUCAUACGACCCCCAUGCUUGCAGCCACACCAGGAGCUGGAGCCAAAGGUGCAGGUGCUGGUUCUACUCAGGUGGUCUGCCCAUACUGCCCCAACAAACCCAUCGCUGGUGACCUUAUGGAGCACUUCAAGACGACCCACAGCCUUGUUGCGACCAUUCAGCCACCGCAGGAGGCCCUGCUGCAACCAGGCCGCGCAGUCAGCCGCAGCCCCAGCCUUAGUCCAAGAGACGGAGCUGCUGCGACCAUUUCCACAACCCCAAACAGCCAGUCCAGACUGGUGUCCAGGGUUCACAGAGACAGCAUCAACGGGCAGGCCAGGAGCGCAACCAAUUCUCCUGUUUCCCCGCUGGUAAACAGCACUCCUUCACCUGGGGGUACUUCACCUUCAGCUGGCUCCCCUCUGCCUGUGUCCCCCCCAGCGCCUCCCUCUCUGACUUUGUCACCUGUGCCUGAGGUCCUAAGAGAGACAGUGGGAUCCUCCCACCUUCAAGACAAGGCCACAGCGACCGUGAUCUCCAGUCACAUCUCCGCUCCCCAGUCUGCCCCGCCCCCCAUCCCCAAAACCACGGUGAUCUCCCCCGUCCAGAACGGUAACUCCCGCUUCUGUCGACUGUGCAACAUCAAGUUCAGCAGCCUCUCCACUUUCAUAGCUCACAAGAAAUACUACUGCUCUUCCCACAGUGCCGAACACGUCAAGUGAGCCGAGACAUUCUCGUCUUCCUCCUCCUCCUGCUUCCCUCCCAUUAUCUCUCUGAGCGGAGGCUUCCCUUCGCCAAGCUCCAAGCAGCUCGUCCCUUUGUGCCAGUCCUCCCACACGGGUGCCAAACUGGCGCUCAGCCGACGUGACUAUAAAUGACAAUGAAUGACUGUUACUCACCUGGCGGGGCCCGACGCCCCGGCUGCUGCAGGUGGUGUUACUAACAUACAGUGAUAAUCCUCCUUAUAUGGGUCAAAGUUUGUAGGACACUAAGAGCAGAGACGGACGCAGCUCACAGUGGUGAACGUCCUGAGAUCGCUCUCUGUCUUCAUACCCAACUCAACAUCUCCCGCUCCCAGGCCUCAUUGUAUGUUGCAUUAUGGGACGUUAAAAUGUGUGUUUAUGAUGGUAGUGAUUAGAUUCUGACUGUUUGACGGAGACGUUCGUCUCUGACGAUCUCGCAGUAACGAUGAUGCUGAUUCGAAUCUUUCCGGAGCUGAGGUGUCGUUUCUCUUUGACGGAAAAGACCUGAUCAUUGUUAAUUUUUUUUUUUUUAAGACCUGUGCAUAGUGUAUGAUGUCUGAAAAAAUAAUUCUAUGAUGCUUUUGGUUUCAACACUGGCUCUUUUUUGUUUUUUGUUGCUAACUAUAGAAGCUAAAGUGUCUUUAGCUGAAAACAGAUGUUAUCACGAUGUUACUAAUUACUGAAGGGUGAUAUUUCCAAAUGGACGACUUUUCCUCUCUUUCUUUCAUACACACAAAUUUUUAUUUUCUCUUUAAAACACAAGGGAGAAGAAAUGUGAAAUAUUUAUCUUUUAGUCCUCACUGAUUUCAUGUCAACAGAAAACUACCUAGUGUCUGAGAGUAUUUGUAUUUUUUAUUUGUAUAUUUUUCAUACUGUUGGAAGGAACCGUUCGGAGCCGGCUGUGUUGAAGUGUAUUUUCUAAAUGUAGAUAUGUAAUAUCUUCUCACAGUAAUCACACUGAACUCUGUUAACACGCUAGCAUCUCGUGUUUUGUUCAUGUCUUUAAUUGAUGCUAAGACCUGUGGACCGGUGGAGUGUUUAUUUUUAUCCCUUCUUGUACUUCGUUGACUAGCAACACGAUCAGAACAGCUUCCUCGCUCUCAGCUUCUCACAUCAGGUCGCAGAGAGAGUUUCUGACACAGGGACGAUGCAGCUCCUCGAAUAUUAAGGUACAAAAAAAAAAAAACCCACACAUUUCGAUCCUUAGUUACUCGCUUUGACACCGAGCGUUUGGUUUACAGACGUGAACAUAAAACACAUCAGUGCUUUGGCUUCUUCUUAAUUUCUGUUUGAUGAUUGUAUUUCUGUCCGGUGAUGAAGGCUCAGCAGGGAAAAGUCACGUGUUAGAGAAACAGCUCACACAGACGAGUAAGCACAUGUGUAAUAACCACACCCACACACACACUCGCACACAGUUUACGCCACAGUUUUCCCAUGAUGCUUUUGGAGUUGUAACACAGUGUUAGUCAGAACUGUGGAACUCGUGUUUUUAUCCUAAAGCUAAAAACGAAAAUUGUUUUUUUUUUUUUUUUUUUUUUUCACAAAUUCUGAGAAGUAAACAUUUCCUGCAGGAUUUGACUGUUCAACAUGUGAGACACUAAAACUUUCAAACACGCAGCUGUGAUGCUCCGCAGUGGAGGACGUGGACCAGUCAAUAUUAGAAUUCAUCGAUUACAGGCUAACGUAACGGUAAACGUACAAACCCGGGACGUAUCUGGACUUUAAUCCAGCUGAUUUGUCUUUUGUUUCUGUCGUCGCUGUAGAACCCAGAUCAAUAUUCAGUCUCUUAGCUCUUAAGCAGCUAAAUGCUACGUUCACCUGCUGCUGGAAAGUUAAUUCACGAGAGACACAACAAUCGAAACAGUAAAAUUACAACAAAUGAAACCAAAAUAAUCCGAUUCAUGCAGUUUUAAAGAAUCCAGAGUUAUCUGAUAUUAUAACGUCGGGUAUUUUAGUGCCACUUCACAAACUAUCACAUUAUUUAGUGUAAAGUAUUUUUACAGUUUUACGCCAUUAGCUCUCAGAGACUGUAAACAAAGAUGGACGACAUGUCUCCUCAUCCUGCGAUCGUACAAAAUGGAGCUAAAAUAUCUCGGAUACAAAAGCGGCCAUCUUUGUUCUUAUGACGUCAUUUCGAGCAAAAAUCUUGUGGCACCAAGGCCCCGCCCACACACACGCUCUCGACCAAUCACGAUCUGCUUUCAGCUGUCAAUCAUGAUCUUUCAAAUAACUAAUCAAAACUGAUCAGAAGCACGAAGACGAACAUCAGCGUGAUAAGAAUUAACAAAACCAUCUAAUAUUUAUUUAGAUUUGGUUUUUUUUUUUUGAAUGGUCCAUGUCCUAUCUGCUAACAUGGAGGAGGUGAGGUUUAUACUGCAGCCAGCCACCAGGGGGCGACUCAGAGUCAUGUCGUCCAUCUCAACUCCCCACCGAUCUGUGAACGUUCGCCUGAGCUCUGUUUCCACGACUGGUUGAUGUUCGUUCUGCGACAGUUUGAAGUUUUUACCCGACACAUGUUUACAGCUGUGCUGGUUAAUCUCUCGGUUCUAAAAGGGAGAGAAGAAGAAGAAGAAGAAGAAGGAGAAGAAGAAGAAGAAGGAGAAGAAGAAGCAGAUUGAGGAACCUGCCCCCCCCCCCCUGUUUAUUGCACUGUGUUGUAUAAAAUGUGCUUAAUGUUUUCAGUUUUUUUGUAAUAUAUUUAUGUUCUGUAGCACUUUCCCCCUUUUUCUAAACGCAUCAUGGUUCCAGCUUGAAGGACUUUGUUGAUUCACCAUCGCUGAAACUUUCUGAAAUGUGUUUUGUUGAUGAUUAAUCUCGGACGUCCACGAUGGAUAAAAUCACAGCGAGUGUCAAAACUGUUAUUUUUCCAUAUUUUUUCAUUUCAUUUCAGUUCCACUACACUCUUGUCCAAACUAUGCAUGGGAAAUAAAAAAAAAGCUCUGAGAGACACUGA
Messenger RNA from Paralichthys olivaceus (Japanese flounder), 6451 nucleotides. Lineage: Eukaryota; Metazoa; Chordata; Actinopteri; Pleuronectiformes; Paralichthyidae. The record is from RefSeq and is a predicted model, not a curated record.